UUAACUGAACAAAUGCUCGAGUGCCUGCUGUGUACUGAGCGAGCGCUGGGCUGUGCCUGGGAAGUCCCCGCCCUUCGGACAAACUGCACAGCACACCGUUACCUAGUUACUGCUGCUCGAAGGAAACGCGGGGUGCCAGUCGGGGAAGGGGAGGUGAUGCUUGAGUUGCGCUCCAGGAAUGAUUAAGGAUGAGCUUGGAGAAGGGGGUGCUGGUGUUUCGAGCAGAGGCAGUACUGUGGACAAGGCCAUCGAGGGGCUGAAAGGCCAGCGUGGCUGGAGGGCAAGGGGAAAGCAGGUGUGGCUGUGAAGUGUGCAGGGACCAGAGUGGACAGGCCUUGUAGGCUGCGGGGAGUUGGGUACACAGGGCAGAGAAAGAUGAGGUUGGGCCUGAUUGGGGACGGCCUGCUGGCCAUGCUGAGGAGUCUAGACGUUAUCCUCUUGGCUCUAGCAAGCAGAGGGGGUUUGAAGCAUGGCAGGGAUAUGAUUAGCACUGUGUUCUAGAAAGGUUCCCCUGGCUGUCGUGUGAGGGUUAGGCCCAACUGAGUUUGGAGGUAAAGUUUGGAGAGGAAGUGGCUGCAGUGACUAAAGUGAGAAACACAGGGGAACAGUGUUGUGUGGAGCUUGUGGCAGCCACUGAAAUUCAGCAAAGAGCCUGGCACACAAAAGGACUUUGAUAAAAGGCUUGAAUUUGCUGAGAAGAUGAGGCCCGUGCAGGAGGCAGCAGGGUCUGCAGACUUUCUACUGCCGUGACCACUGAGUGACCUUAAACCAGUCCCCUCCUCUCUGGCGCGUCUUUUCCUCAUGUAUCGUAAAGUGAGUGAUACCUCCUCUCCUAGCGGUAGAAGAGAGACCCUCCAAGGGAGGUUUCCAGAAAGAGCUGCUUCGGUCAGCGCAGCCCAGCCCCUCUUCAGAGGCUGCCCUUGGCUCCCCAGUGACUUCUUACCCAGGGCAUUCCCAGCCCUUGUGACUUGAACCACCGCCCCCCCCCCCCGCCCCGCUAUCUACCUUUGCGGCCUUACCAUACUCUGCUCUUUACAUAUCUCUUCACAUUCCUUUCCUAGACCUGUGGUGGUGUUGCUGUUUUCCUUCCCUUCUUACCCCCUCUGAACUCACCUUGGGGCCGGGGACUGAACUCACCUGGCCACCUGCCUGGUGUGCCUUUCUUAAGCAGUGAUAUUCAGCCUCUGCUAGAAUUAUGUAAUCAAGUCCUAUCUCUCGUCUAGAUUAUGAGUUCCCUGAGAGCAUGGCUGCGUCUUACUCCUUCCAUAGCCCCUACAGUGCCCAGCACAGGGCCUGGCACAGAGAAGAGGAGUCUGGUUCCUUAAGAUGGCCUGAUAUGAAGGCGUCACGCCUCCUGCAUCCCCAAGCCUCCAGAGCUACCCUGUGGCUGCCUUGUCCUUCAAGUGCAGGAGCCAGUCGAAAUGUCGGGAAUGGAAGCCAAUGUGACCAUCCCGAUCUGGCAAAACAAGCCGCAUGGGGCUGCUCGAAGUGUAGUGAGAAGAAUCGGGACCAACCUGCCCCUGAAGCCAUGUCCCCGGGCAUCCUUUGAGACCCUGCCCAACAUCUCUGACCUCUGUCUGAGGGAUGUGCCCCCAGUCCCUACUCUGGCUGACAUCGCCUGGAUUGCUGCAGAUGAAGAGGAGACUUAUGCCCGGGUCAGGAGCGAUACACGCCCCCUGAGGCACACGUGGAAGCCCAGCCCUCUGAUCGUCAUUCAGCGCAAUGCCUCAGUGCCCAACCUCCGUGGGUCGGAGGAGAGGCUCCUGGCCUUGAAGAAGCCAGCCCUGCCGGCCCUCAGCCGCACCACAGAGCUGCAGGAGGAGCUGAGCCACCUGCGCAGCCAGAUUGCUAAAAUAGUGGCAGCUGAUGCAGCUUCGGCUUCAUUAACGCCAGAUUUCUUAUCUCCAGGAAGUUCAAAUGUCUCUUCUCCCUUACCUUGUUUUGGAUCCUCAUUCCACUCUACAACUUCCUUUGUCAUUAGUGACAUCACCGAGGAGACCGAGGUAGAGGUCCCUGAGCUUCCAUCAGUCCCCCUGCUUUGUUCUGCCAGCCCUGAAUGUUGCAAACCAGAACACAAGGCUACCUGCAGCUCGUCUGAAGAAGAUGACUGCGUCUCUCUGUCCAAGGCCAGCAGCUUUGCAGAUAUGAUGGGUAUCCUAAAGGACUUUCACCGGGUGAAGCAGAGCCAAGAUCUGAACCGGAGUUUAUUGAAGGAGGAAGACCCAGCCGUCCUUAUCUCUGAGGUCCUAAGGAGGAAGUUUGCACUGAAGGAAGAAGAUAUCAGUAGAAAAGGAAACUGAUGGCACUCAGCUCUGCAAACUCAGUCUCAUGCUCCUGGAAUUCUUUCAAUAGCUGCCUUCCUCACUGCAGAUGUUUCUGCCUCUCAGUAAGAAAUCUGCAACAGUCUGGCUGAAAGCUAGAGCUUGGACUAAGAGAAGAGCUGCAUUAUAUGUUUUUCCAUACUUCAAACCUUAGCAGAAGCUGCCUGUUUUGAGCUGAGACACGUUACAGGUAAUUGUGUAGGUUGGAAUGUCCCAGUUUAAAGGGUGAGAUAGAAGUUUCUGGUUUUUCCUUGCCCCUGUGUGAAAAUAGGUCCUAAAUGAAUGACUGACUUCACUGCACUAGACCCCAUAACUGGUCUCACUGAACACUUUGUGCCCAGCUGUCACUUACUCUCAGCCAGUUCCUUGCAGCAGAGCAGGGCUGAGGGGAGGGGGCUAUGCUUAUGUACAUGUUCACAGGGCAGGGAAAAUCUUAUGCUGCUCCAUCAUGAACUGACACCAGUGCCCAGCAAUCACUCUCUCCCCCUUCCCUGUCCAACACCUACAUGUAGAGGUCGAGCCACUGGACCAGCUGACACGUGGGCUGCUGGGAGGCCUGGGCUGUUUUUUCUUAAAUAUAUUUUGUAAUACUGUACAACCAAAUCUACCCUCCAAAGCCCUGGGCCCUCAUUGGUUCCACUAAUUGAAAGCUCUUUCUCUUCCAUGGACUUUAGUUUAAGCCCAGUAGGAAAGAGAAAUGGAGAUGGGAAAGAGAGUACCAUCCUUCUUCCAGGCCCUUGACUGCUCCUUUGCAUUGGGCCAAGGUUUGUACCUACCACACCAUGCAUGACUCAGAUGCCCUCAGGUCCCUUUUCUCUAUGGUAUGUAUCCUGUGUGUUUGGGUUGAAGCACUACCUGACAUUAAAGGAAGGAUUUGGAGAGA
Messenger RNA from Mesoplodon densirostris (Blainville's beaked whale), 3204 nucleotides. RefSeq names its product mitochondrial fission regulator 1 like (gene MTFR1L). The record is from RefSeq and is a predicted model, not a curated record. Gene Ontology annotation, biological process: aerobic respiration; mitochondrial fission. The transcript is spliced from 7 exons. The coding region runs from base 1422 to 2300 and encodes 292 amino acids. Lineage: Eukaryota; Metazoa; Chordata; Mammalia; Artiodactyla; Ziphiidae. Gene Ontology annotation, cellular component: mitochondrion.